AUGCGGCGGGAUGCCGCGGCGGAUCAUCAACAAGUCAUAAAUAAAAGAGACGCAGCCACGAGCGGCGGCGGCUGUUUGCGCCUCGCCGCCGCCGCCGCCGCCGAGCCACAAAGGGCAGGCGAGAGUGUGCGGGCCAGCGCGGCACACACUGGCACCGCCAUCACGCCUGACAGCCACACAGGGCGCCGCACGCCCCGUGCCACGGGGAGCACGGGCUGGCAGGCCAAUUGUGGCAGCGACUCCCGGCUUUUACGCCACAAGUGUGAAGGCGGCGGAGGCAGCAGCAGCAGCAGCAGCAGAAGCGGCGGCGGCGGAGGCAGUGGAGGGAGCAGCAGAGACAGCAGUAGCAGAGGCGGCAGCAGCAGCAGUGUUAAAGCUGAGGUGGCGGCGAGGGCGGUAUUGGACAGGGGGCGUGGUCAGUGGUGCCUGAGGGCGAGGGAGGGCUGGCGGGGGGCGGGGGGCGGCGGGCGGGGGGUGAUGGAGACCUCACGUGUGGCCACCGCAACAAAUCAGAGUGGAGCUGGUGUCACCAUUGUGCCUCCUCCCGCACCGCGGCCACAACACCGGGACGCCCGCCGCCGGGCCCCGCACGCCGCCCUGCCCCCUCGGCCGCGGCGCCACAAGGCCGCAAGUCCCGCGGGCCGCCGCCUCCAGAGCUGGCCCGGGGCUGAAGACGCCCUCCCGCACACCGAGGCCCCGCCGUCACGCCCCACACGACCGUCCGUGGGUUACAGUCACACAAUCACGCUCUUUGAGCCUUGA
Eriocheir sinensis (Chinese mitten crab) is the source of this 762-nucleotide messenger RNA. Its product is annotated as transcription factor SOX-4-like. The record is from RefSeq and is a predicted model, not a curated record. NCBI's taxonomy places the organism in Eukaryota, Metazoa, Arthropoda, Malacostraca, Decapoda, Varunidae. The coding region runs from base 1 to 762 and encodes 253 amino acids. The transcript has 3 exons.